CCUCCAGUAUCUGACAAAGCGACCGUCAGCCUCCGGGCGGCAGGACUCACCAGGUUGAUCCAGAGACUUCCAGCCGCGAUUGGUGCCUCCGAGUCUGUCAGGCCCUGCUGUUGACUACAGAGGAAUUUCACCUCUGGAUCCGAGUUAAAACAUUUACGAUAAUGCCCACAAUAAAACUACAGAGCUCCGAUGGGGAAAUCUUCGAGGUGGAUGUUGAGAUAGCCAAACAGUCUGUCACAAUCAAAACCAUGUUAGAAGAUUUGGGAAUGGAUGAUGAAGGAGAUGAUGACCCAGUUCCCCUCCCUAAUGUGAACGCUGCCAUCCUCAAGAAGGUGAUUCAGUGGUGCACUCAUCACAAAGAUGACCCUCCUCCUCCUGAGGAUGAUGAGAACAAGGAGAAGAGGACAGAUGACAUUCCUGUAUGGGACCAGGAGUUCCUCAAAGUGGACCAAGGCACCUUGUUUGAACUGAUUCUGGCCGCCAACUAUUUGGACAUCAAAGGUCUGUUAGAUGUCACCUGCAAGACGGUGGCCAACAUGAUUAAAGGCAAAACCCCAGAGGAGAUCAGGAAGACUUUCAACAUCAAAAAUGAUUUCACGGAGGAGGAAGAAGCCCAGGUACGCAAAGAGAACCAGUGGUGUGAAGAGAAGUAAAGGGGGAAGAUCCUGCCAACACUCCACACUGAAAAAGAAUGGUCCCUGUUAACUGGUUGCACUGGCGUUGUUCAUACUUGUCAAUAUUUACAUUAGUAUAUUAAGAGCCACGCACCCCCCACCCUCCCCUUCCCUCAAUUUCUGUAUACCAAUAGCAUGACCAUUUUAACUUUCCUGUGUGUUGUCAUUAAUUUAAACAAAGCUCUUUUCUGUUUCCACACACACGGUGUGCAUUCUCAUAACAAAUAGUUCUGGUUUCAUGGCUUCGUACCCUUAAAGAUUAGAAAAUGUUUCCCUAUUGUUAAUCGCUAAGGUUGUCUUUUUUACUGGACAUGUUAUGUUUUUCUUUUAGGGUAAUUAAUGAAAUAAAAUGGCUCUUUUGACAAUGGAGA
Messenger RNA from Perca fluviatilis (European perch), 1045 nucleotides. RefSeq names its product S-phase kinase-associated protein 1 (gene skp1). Bases 162 to 653 code for a protein of 163 amino acids. The transcript has 6 exons. Gene Ontology annotation, molecular function: cullin family protein binding. The record is from RefSeq and is a predicted model, not a curated record. Gene Ontology annotation, cellular component: cytoplasm; nucleus. Lineage: Eukaryota; Metazoa; Chordata; Actinopteri; Perciformes; Percidae. Gene Ontology annotation, biological process: SCF-dependent proteasomal ubiquitin-dependent protein catabolic process.